Messenger RNA from Sodiomyces alkalinus F11, 1642 nucleotides. RefSeq names its product MFS general substrate transporter. The record is from RefSeq and is a predicted model, not a curated record. Gene Ontology annotation, cellular component: fungal-type vacuole membrane. Gene Ontology annotation, molecular function: transmembrane transporter activity. Lineage: Eukaryota; Fungi; Ascomycota; Sordariomycetes; Glomerellales; Plectosphaerellaceae. Gene Ontology annotation, biological process: transmembrane transport. The transcript is spliced from 3 exons. Bases 218 to 1642 code for a protein of 474 amino acids.
CAUCGAAUCAUGUCGUACUGGAGGCGAAUGGAUUGAGCUGACAUUUGAUUCACCGUUGCCUCCAUCAACCUACAACUUGAGGUUGAGCGGUCCUCACAAGUUCAUAACCUCACUCAUCCCACGGUUCACACCGACAUCGCCAUCUCCCAUCUCCCCUCACGAUGAGCCGACUUGCCUAGAAUCACGCCAAAUUCAUCGAAUCCACAGUCCACGCACAAUGUCCCGGAUUCACACUAUUCCCGGGAACCAGGGCCCCGGGCCUGGCGUCGAUCCAUGUCAGAAACGCAAGUCGUCGAUCCCGGACAUCAGCAUCGCAGACGCUGCGUACAUCGCCCAUGAAAAGAAGGGCCAGCUAGACCCUGCAGCGGCAAGUUCAACGGCCGAAUCCUCAGACGCCGAACGAUCCCCAGUCAUCCCCGUCACAUCAGAGGACCCGGACGUCUUCCCCGAUGGCGGAAUCAAGGCAUGGACCGUCGUCUUCGGGGCCUGGUGCGCCAUCUUCUGCACCUUCGGCGUCGGCCACAGCAUCGGCGUUUUCCAAAAGUACUACGUUACCGAGGCUCUCAGCCAGUACCCGGCAUCGGCCGUGUCUUGGGUCACGGGGGUCAUGCUCUGGACGCUCAACUUUACGCCUGUCGUUUUCGGGUUCGUCUACGACAAAUACGGCCCAAGGUGGAUCAUCAUCGGCGGCACCGUCACCUACGUCUUCGGCAUGAUGAUGACCUCCCUAGCCACCGAGUACUACCAGUUCUUCCUCGCCCAGAGCAUCGUGGCUGGCGUGGGCGCCGGCGCUGCCGCCACCGUGAGCAUGUCGGCCGUCAUCUCGUGGUUCGACCGCUAUCGCGCCACGGCCUUUGGUGUCAUGAUGUCCGGUUCAUCGGUGGGCGGCAUCGUCCUCCCCAUCAUGAUCCCCAAGCUGAUCGACCGGGUCGGCUUUCCCUGGGCUAUGCGCGUCGUUGGCCUUUUGUUCCUCUUCAUGCUGUCGAUCUCGUGCCUCACUAUUCGCUCUCGCUUGCCGCCGCGGCCGAAGCCGUUCGUGUUGAAAGAAUACGGCAUGAGCCUCCGUGAGCCUGCCAUGGCUGCUACUGUCGCGGCCAUGUUCAUGAUUUAUUGGGGCAUGUUUCUGCCGUAUAAUUUUGUCAUUUUGCAAGCCGAGGCGCAAGGCAUGAGCCCUGACCUGGUCAUUUAUGUUUUGCCCAUUAUGCACAGCGUCAACAUUCUUGGCCGUAUCAUACCGGGCAUCUUGGCAGACAAGUUUGGCCGCUACAACAUCAUGAUAUGCAUCACCCUCAUCGCCGCCAUCUUCUGCCUCGGGUUAUGGAUACCGGGCAACACGGACGCUACCAUCAUAGUCUUUGCCGUGGCCUUCGGCUUCUGCGCGGGCGGCUUCACGGGUCUCGCGCCGACGCUCAUCGCCCAGAUAUCGGACAUCAGAGAGAUCGGCAUCCGUAACGGCUCGGCCUUUGCUAUACAGUCGUUUGGCGCCUUGACGGGCAGCCCGAUUGCGAGCGCGAUAGUGGACUCCCGAGGAGGUGACUACCUUGGGCUGAAGCUGUUCUGUGGGCUUGCCAUCUUGUCGGCGUCUGUCGUUUUCGUGGCUGCGAGGUACGUUCAGGUAGGGUUCCAGUGGAGGAAGGUUUAG